Molecule: messenger RNA, 3953 nt
Organism: Lytechinus variegatus (green sea urchin)
Lineage: Eukaryota; Metazoa; Echinodermata; Echinoidea; Temnopleuroida; Toxopneustidae
Product: TELO2-interacting protein 1 homolog
Exons: 27
Coding region: 183-3266 (1027 amino acids)
Biological process (GO): chromatin remodeling
Cellular component (GO): cytoplasm
Source: RefSeq, a predicted model, not a curated record
CAGAAUUUGGUGGACAAGUUAUCUGUACUUGUCUGAUCAGAUCGACUGCAAACAGAAAAAGAGGAAUACUGUAUGGUGUCUUCUGCUGCAUCACGCAAUUGAAGUACAUGCGCGCACAUUUGACAACUUGCAUUGGUUUGAAUGAGGCAAAUUCAGGGGCGAAUUAAAAAUACGUUAAAAUAAUGGAUAGGAACAGCAAUGCAUUCAAUUCCCUGAGACCGUUGUGUGUGGUGCUGAUGAAAGAACAGACAUUGGAAAGCAUCCAGGCUGUAGCAAAGUACAUCAAAGAUGUAGAUAAUGAGAGUCUUCAAUCAUUGCAACAAUACAUCUUAUUUCCUCUCAGGAUCCUUCUCAAGAACCAAACAAAUCUGUCUAGUGCAGUAUGUGAAGCGGGUGUACUAUGCAUGCAAUGUAUUAUAGAGAAGACAACUCUGGACAAUUGGGAUAUGUUCUCUGAUAUAUUCACAGCACUAUGUAUUGCAAUCAGCUCUAAACAAGCUCAUGGCCAAGCCUCAGACUGUUCAGAGGAGUUUAAGCUAUCCGUAGUCAAGGCAUUAACAGCUAUGCACAGAUCUGCUAAUCCAUCGAUUAUGUUACAACUAAUGUCAGCGGAGUCUUUACCAAUGUUAGGACAUUGCAUGUCUCUUCUUCUUCAUCUAUCCCAAGCUGAGAAAAUGAAAGAACUUCAAGCUGCUGCUUUAAAAUGUCUUACUAACUUCGUGCCAGAUGAUGAUAAAUCAUUGGUAUACAGAGAAGCUAGUAAAUCCUUUGCAUCCUUCUUACCUGGUCUCUCAGUAGCCGUUAGCAGAGUGAUAUUAGACAAUCCAAAUCAAGUUCAGAGUGUAACAGUGAAUGCAAUUGAAUGCUGGUCCAAACAUGUUGCCAUGGUGAUGGAUGAUAGAUUCCUACCUCUUGACAAAGACGAGAGAACUGAGGAUGUAUUAAAUGAUCAAUCUCUACUAGUAACUAAGACACAGGAUUGGAUCAGUCAAACUACAUCCAAACUAGACAUUCUAAUCUCAAAGAUUGUUACCAUGGUAACAAGUAGAAGCUGGAGAGUGAGGCUUGCUCUAGUAAAGUUUGCAGAAACCAUCAUCAUCCAAUCAAAGAGGUCUAUGUCAUGCAGUUUGGGUAAGCUGUUAGAGGUAUUAGUCAUGUUAGCCCAAGACCCAUAUGAUGAGGUAUCUAUUCCUAGUCAGGUCAUACUCAGGUCAUUAGCUAAGGAAUCAUGGAGUGGUGAGAGCAAAAUGCUUUGUGAAUUACUUGAGGACAACCUUCAUCUUCUCAUCACUCAACUCCCAAGGAUUAUCAGAAUAACCGAUGAUGACGAGAAAUUAUCGAAAGUAAAAGCCAUGAUUGGAUAUGUGAAGCUCCUUGGUGAUCGUUUGGACUUGCUUCUCAACUCAGCUCAUCAUCUUAAAAGAUUAUCCCUUGCUUUGUUACAAGCUUUACAACUCAAUAUUAGAGAUACAGGAAUCUUAGAAACCACAACAGAACUUAGUGAGGUGAGGAGCAGUCAUUUAAGAAAUUUCACACAUUUCUCUGACAAUGAGAUCUAUGAAGGUAUAUUUGAUCUCUGCCAACUUUUAGGCCGCUAUGGGAAUGUGUCUCUUCUGAUUGAUAACUUCUUGAUGUAUUUCCAUGAGAAUCCAUCAUAUAUGAAAGAAUCAACUAUGAUCAUGAGUGAGAUCAUGAAAGGAACUCUACUUAUUUCUACCAAUCAUCAACUAUCUAUCUGGCAAGAGAAGGAAACAAACAAAGAUGAAUUGAAAUCAAUCGUCAGCUUGUUACUUGAUGAGUACUUGUCGUCUUCUUGCUGGGAUGUUCCUACUUGCCAAUCAUCAUUGUCAUGGCAACCUGCUACUAAUUUGAUAUUGAGCCAUUCAUCUAAUGAUUCCUUGAGUGUAUCCCAGAUGAAUCAUAAUACUCUUCUCAAAUGUCUUCUUUUGGAUGGUAUCGCAGUCUGUGCUCAGGUUUUAGGUGCUGAGUUUAAUCAAUUUUUGAUGCAUUGCCUCUAUCCAGUACUUGAAAGAAUGGCAGAUGAAAGGAGUCUGGUUUGCUACCAUGCCAAUACAACCCUAGCUAUCAUCUCACAGGCCUGUGAAUAUAGUUCAGUGAGUAAGCUGUUACUGAUGAAUGUAGACUACUUGACUGAUUCUGUAUCAGCUAGACUAAGACAUUAUGAAUGGAAUCCUAAAGCACCAUUAGUUCUCAAGGUCACCUUGCAACACAGCACAUGUGAUAUACUACCAUUGCUUCAGGAUACCAUUCAAGAGGUAUUUCAUCUCAUGGAUGAGCAUCAUUUGGAUCAGGCAACCUCUUUAAUGAGUGUUCUUGAGUCUCUUAUAUCAUCAAUCAAUAGAUGGUAUCCUAGUCAAGACAGUCAAUGUAAAGAGGUACCAAGCUGUGAAAGCGAUGAAGUGAGUUCUAUCAUGGCCUUCUACAAUGAUUAUAUCAAGACUUUGAAUAAAGCUGAGGAAGAUCUGGCAAACCUUGAUGAUGUAAAGAAUCUAAACACGAACACAGAUGAAGAUAUAUUGAUGGAUGAACCUGAUAAACCCAAACAACUACCUCUUCAUAUUGAGAAUGUUAAACAGGUAUUAAAUCACUGUGUUCAUGUGAUGUCUUCAUCAAACCCACGCCUAAGACUUCAGGUUCUAACUACUGUCCAAUCAGGUGUACAGUCUCUGCAUCAACACAAAGAUGUGUUAUUACCUCUUGUGCACAAACUGUGGCCAUCUUUUGUGUUAAGGUUUACUGAUCAAGAGACGCUUGUCACAUGUAAGGCGUUUGAGACUCUUCUCAUUUUAGCUGAAAGAGCAAGGGAUUUUAUUCGCAGGAGAGUUGUGAAAGAUAUCUGGCCCAAGCUUACAUAUUUCCUACAAACACAAGCAUCUGUCAGUUUGAAAGCUGGAUCAAGUUAUCUCCAUACAGCUUACUACAAAUUACAGCAUUCCAUUCUAUCUGGAAUUGGUCAGUUAUGUUUACAGGUUGAUGUCUGUGAUGCUGACCUACUAUUAAUGGUUGAAGCUUGUAUUCCAUAUCUUAAUACAUGUCAACCAUUGGUAUUACAAGAGGUUUGUAUGUCAACAUUUGAUAGUUUUAUUAGACUUGAUCCUGAUGCUGUUUGGUUGAGUCUUCAAGACGUUAAUAGUUCAUCAAUGUUACAACCACCUCAUCCAUGUUUUCAUUAUAUUAAGUUUGGCAGUGAAUCAUCAAAAUCACAUGAGUGGAGCAAUAUUGACAAACUUCUUGGAAAACAAUGAAAGCAAGUACUCCUACUGCAAUGGUCAAUACAGAGGUACAGGUUUCUUAGAAAAAAAAAGCAAACCAAGUAUCCAAAUUUUUUUUUUCCUACUUCAGAAAACUAUGUUUUUCCAUUUAUUUUUCCAUUUAUAACUAGAUUUUUUAUCUAUCUUGAAACCUUUUUUUUAUGUUUGGAGUUUCAAACUUAGAUCAAGCUCAAAAGCAUUAUUUGUUGUUCCCUCUGUCUUUACAAAGUCAUACAUGUAUGGUGAGCGUGCUUUUACUCAUGCCUCUGCUGUCCUCUGGAAUGCUUUACCGAAUUCAGUGAGAUAUCAAAGUGAUUUAUGUACAUUCAGGAGAUCCCUCAAAGCAUAUCUUUUCAAUGCAUAAAAUACCAACUUUGAACUAAUGAUCCAAUCUAAAAAUCUUGAUUACUUUAUUCUUACCUUUCACUAUUUCUUCCUUAAGCGCAUAAGGACAUGCUAUUCUAUGUGUGAUGCGCUAUACAAGAAAUGAGCAUUAUUAUUAUUAUUAUUAAUUUUAAAACAACAAUGCACAGGAAUAUUGGUCAAGAUCUGUUAACUUUUUGCCUGCCAUUCUUCUUGUGCCACAUUAUUUUAAGAUGCAUUCUUGGUUUUGCAUUGACUUUGCUAAUUCAACCAGGGGUGUGAGAGUUUAGAUUUUUUUUGUUUUGAUUUUCAGCUUAA